CAUAACCUAACCGCUUUACUUUUAGUACCACAACCUUAUCACACUAACGACUUGUUCUAUAUUUGUUUUGGAUACGGGUGGCAACAGGAGAAGAACCCAACAUUCGAACAGCGAGCGGCAGUUCCAGAAGACAUCAUACAUUUGUGCUCUGAAAAGGUGAUAUUGAAGCUCUUGCGGAACAUAAUGGGCGUGUGUGGUUCUCAACUUGCAGUGGAGAGAGCUGUGUUGAACGAGAAACUUAAAGCAAAAGAGGAAAAGAUCUCAAAUCUUGAAGAGGACAAGAAGAACAAAUCUGACAAGAUUGAAAUCCUGCAAGAGAAGAAAAGUGACACCGAUAAGCUAUUGGUGAAAAAUAAUGAGCAAAUUGAGAAACUCAAAGACGAAAACUCUGACCUUAGAACUGCGAACCGGAAGAUGGUGGAAAAGAUGGAGCAGUCACCAACUAUUAAAGAUUCGACUUUGAAUUUAGUGGAUCAUGGGUUAAAAUGGACUGGGCUUAAAUAAUAGACCUGUUCAAGCAAUGCCGAAUUCAUGUUCGUGCUAGAUUUUAGUCUAUGACAAAAGCAGUCUACAUAUAUUCAAAGUCUUCAUGAUCUUAAUCUGAAAAACCAUUGUGCUGCCUGAAAGUAGUUCUGACAUAGUGUCAUUUCACUUGCUUGACAUUCGACCCUCUUUCGGAUGGAUACAAUAGUUUAUCACUAAAUUAAUUUAAAUGUUAAUUUGGGCUCAAACACAUAAGAAAUGACAAAUAUAAUUCACAUGCAGAAUGAUCUCCAGUCGGUAUAAGAGUGAAAACAGUACUGUAACAUUGACAUUUUGCAUCAGAAAUUACAAAACAUCUCAACAAUAAUGCCAAGAAUAUCACUUUAGCAUAGGGAAAAGGCCAUAAGUAUGAUCCAACUGGGGGCAACAACCUUUAACUGCACGCGCAUUACAAUCACCCGUCCUACGUCUCGUUUUCAUCUAACAACCAGUACCAGGGACAGGCCCAGGAGCUGCAGACCACCCGUGACCAGGUCCAACGAAGAUCGCUACCUUCUGUUUUUUGCAUCUUAGGAACAAAUUUGUAUCAGCUGUAACCACCCUUGGUCGUCCAGUCAGACGAAGGACAGUGUCUAGGAGAUUGGACUGCUUGAUAUAUUCAGGUGCACAGAUCUCUGCCAGGCGUAGCCUUAAGACACCAACAUCAAAUUCAGAAGUUAAGAUGCGCAUGGACCAGGUACUACGUUCCGUUGUCCUGCAUUUUCUGCUGCAGAAAAUAAACUCCCUGUUCUAAAAGGUCAACACCAGGCCACACACGGCAAGGACUACAACCAACUUUCUGCACGCCAAAGACGUCAAUGUCUUGCCCUGGUCACCAUGAUGUCCCUUUCUGGAUCGCGGGUGAGAGAAAGACCAGUGUCACCGCUCUCAAGACACGGGUUAAGGAAUGGCACCAGAUUCCAGCAGCCCUCAUCAGACGUCUGACGUUCUCAGUUUUGCGUCGAGUUAUAGCAUACUUACGUGCCAAAGGUGGACACACACGUUAUUGGCUGAUCUUGUCAUUUUAAGGAUACUUUACUGUGCAUGGGGACCCUUGACAACUUGAUCGAAUACUGAACACUGACCCCCUCAUUAUCCGUUAACUUUUUUGUACACAUAACAUAUGCAUAACAUAAUGUCUCUUAAAAAUGAAAUUAUCUUGUUUUGUUUUUAGAAACGCGAUUUUUCUUUUGCUUGUCAGUUCAGUUAAUUGGGUCGAUUGAAAUUUGGAAGAGGAAAUAAUGUGUCAUGUCAUUCAACAAUAUUCUGAAAAUUCGUGAGCGCACUAAUAUUAACUUUAGGGUAUGUUACUUAAAACUGCUUCGACCUAUUUGACCAAUUGUAUUGCCUGUUUUCUUGUAAAACUGUGUGUAGAAAUAUAUUUUAUUGAUUGUUCAUAGAUGGUGUGUGGUCAUUGACUGAUUAAACAAUUUCAUAUUGUGAAAACCUAUUUCCUGAUUAACAUAGUCGUAGCGCUAAGAUCGCUUUGUGGAAGUGGGCCAUGUAGUCAACUGUCUGUUUUCACGUCUUUGUACUAUCAUUUCUGGACUUUCCAUAGUUUAUAAUAAAUCAC
Messenger RNA from Haliotis rufescens (red abalone), 2095 nucleotides. RefSeq lists its product as uncharacterized. The record is from RefSeq and is a predicted model, not a curated record. Bases 184 to 504 code for a protein of 106 amino acids. NCBI's taxonomy places the organism in Eukaryota, Metazoa, Mollusca, Gastropoda, Lepetellida, Haliotidae. The transcript has 3 exons.